UCGCCUCGCCCAUUUUCCCCACGAUUCCUCUCCCCAGAGAAGCCGCGCCGCGCCGCCCCGCCUCGCCUCCAUGCCGCCUAAAGCCAAGGCGAGCCCCAAGGCCUCGCCUGCCCAGCCGACUCCCUCUGUGCCGAUCGAGGACCUCUUCACCUCCCUCCAUCGCCAUGUCCGCGACUUCGAGUACGAGCAGGCUGCCAAGGUCGCCGAUCAAGUUCUCGCGGUCGCGCCCGGGGACGAGGAUGCGUUGCGAUGCAAAGUCGUGGCUUUGAUCAAGUCCGAUGCGAUCGAAAUGGCUCUCUCCACGAUUCAGGGUUCGCGUCAUCUGCCAGUGGAUCUCAAAUUUUAUGAGGCAUACUGCUUAUAUAGGCAGAAUAAACUAUAUGAAGCCAUGAAGUUGUUAGAUGGACAAGAAAGAAACUCUGUGAUCCUGCAAUUGGAAUCUCAGAUUCUUUAUCGUUUAGGAAAAAUGGAAGCUUGCAUGGAUAGUUAUGAAAAAAUCCAAAGAUUCAAGAUUGACUCCUUAGAUUUAAAGGCAAACAUUAUUGCUGCUUUAGUGGCAGCUGGAAGGUCUGCUGAAGUUCAAGGAACCAUGGAGGCACUUAAAGUGAAAGCUGCAAGUAGCUUUGAACUUGCAUACAACUACGCCUGCUCCUUGAUUGAAAAGAAAAAAUAUGCAGAGGCUGAGCAACAAUUACUUUCAGCUCGAAGAAUUGGGCAGGAAAUGCUAAUGGAGGAAGACUAUGCAGAUGAUGAGAUAGAAUCGGAGCUAGCUCCAAUUGCCGUGCAGCUGGCCUAUGCCCAUCAGUUACAAGGACGCACUCAAGAAGCAAUAGAAGCUUAUACGGCUAUACUAAACCGUAAUCCGUCUGAUUAUCCAUCACUUGCAGUGGCUACAAAUAAUCUUGUUUCUCUACGGGGUACAAAGGAUGUUUCAGAUAGUCUGCGGAGGCUUGAUCGUCUAAUAGAGAAGGGCUCUGGUGGAAAGCAAUUCCAACUUGCUAAUGGAUUGGAUUUCAAGUUGUCUUCAAGGCAAAAAGAAUCACUAUAUUCAAACAGACUGCUUUUACUUCUUCAGGCAAAUAAGAUGGAUCAGGCUCAAGAACUAGUCGCUGUGCUGCCAGAUAUGUUCCCUGAUAGUGUAAUGCCUGUUCUACUUCAAGCUGCUUUGCAUGUUAGGGAGAAAAAAGUGGCUAAGGCCGAGGAAGUCCUCAUUCAGUACGCAAACAAGUUUCCGGACAAAUCCAUGCCAGUCCUCCUUGCUCGUGCUCAGAUUGCUGCUGCUGCUGGCCACUAUCAGAUAUCAACUGAAUCCCUAUUAAAGGUUCGUGAUAUUCAACAUAUGGCUGCCACUGUCGCGACACUGGUUUCGUUGCAAGAGCGCAUGGGUGAUUAUAAUGGUGCCGCUGGAGUUCUGGACUCUGCAAUCCAGUGGUGGAAGAAUGCCAUGACGGAAGAAAACAAACUCGAUUUGAUCAUUCACGAAGCUGCAAAUUUUAAGCUUAAUCAUGGACGCGAAGAUGAGGCCUCCCAGUUAUAUGAGAAACUCGUCAAGAGCCAUGGAAACAUUGAGGCUCUAGUAGGACUUGUGAUGACCGCUGCUCGGACUGACCUUGAGAAGGCCGAGUUAUACGAGAAGCAAUUGAAGCAACUUUCUGGUCUGAAAGGGUUGAAUGUGGAGAACCUGGAGAAAACUUCCGGUGCAAAACAUGUUGAAGGUCCACAGAUAGUGAAGGUCGAAGUUUCCGAGGACGUAAAGAAAGCAAAGUCCAAGAAAAGAAAGCGAAAGCCUAGGUACCCGAAGGGAUUCGAUCCGGCAAAUCCAGGGCCACCUCCAGAUCCUGAGAGAUGGCUACCAAAGAGAGAGAGGUCAAGCUAUAGGCCCAAGAGGAAGGAUAAGAGAAGCCAGAUUAGGGGUUCUCAGGGAGCUGUGGUUAGAGAGAAACAUGAUGCACUCACUCCGGCAACUGCAGCUUCGUCUACCAAUGGCCCGACUUCGAAACCAAGCCAAGGAUCAACUGCUGCAUCCAAAGGGGGAUCCCAAAAGCCAGCAGCUGCCUCUGAACGUCCAAAAGCUUCCGGCAAAUCGAAGAAGAAAUCUCGUUCUUAAUUUUAUUAAAUAAGACUAUCCUCGACGAAUAUUUUGAAUUUUGCUAAUUUGAUUUUUGUUUGCGAAGUUAUUGAAACUUUUCUGAAUCCAAUGGAGUUAGAGCUCAACUGUUCUGCUGAA
This is a messenger RNA of Zingiber officinale, 2227 nucleotides long. RefSeq names its product signal recognition particle subunit SRP72-like. The transcript is spliced from 6 exons. NCBI's taxonomy places the organism in Eukaryota, Viridiplantae, Streptophyta, Magnoliopsida, Zingiberales, Zingiberaceae. Gene Ontology annotation, biological process: SRP-dependent cotranslational protein targeting to membrane. The record is from RefSeq and is a predicted model, not a curated record. The coding region runs from base 71 to 2107 and encodes 678 amino acids. Gene Ontology annotation, cellular component: signal recognition particle, endoplasmic reticulum targeting. Gene Ontology annotation, molecular function: 7S RNA binding; ribosome binding; protein binding.